Biomphalaria glabrata is the source of this 1299-nucleotide messenger RNA. RefSeq lists its product as uncharacterized. The transcript has 3 exons. The coding region runs from base 1 to 1299 and encodes 432 amino acids. NCBI's taxonomy places the organism in Eukaryota, Metazoa, Mollusca, Gastropoda, Planorbidae. The record is from RefSeq and is a predicted model, not a curated record.
AUGGAUGCUACAACAGAAAUGAAACUCUUCAAUUCAAGUGAAAAGAAAUUUGUUCAUCUUUCUUGCAAUAUGUACAUCGACUUGGGUGGCAGCGUUUCAGAUAAAGCUCCUAGAAUGGCACAUACCAGUCCUGUUAUACAAGGAUUUAAAGACAUUCUUCACGUGAACAUACCCAACUGGGUGUUGGAACCUUUUGCAGGUGAAUAUACCGACUGGGUGUUGGAACCUUUUGCAGGUGAAUAUACCGACUGGGUGUUGGAACCUUUUGCAGGUGAAUAUACCGACUGGGUGUCGGAACCUUUUGCAGGUGAAUAUACCGACUGGGUGUUGGAACCUUUUGCAGGUGAAUAUACCGACUGGGUGUUGGAACCUUUUGCAGGUGAAUGUACCGACUGGGUGUUGGAACCUUUUGCAGGUGAAUAUACCGACUGGGUGUUGGAACCUUUUGCAGGUGAAUAUACCGACUGGGUGUUGGAACCUUUUGCAGGUGAAUAUACCGACUGGGUGUUGGAACCUUUUGCAGGUGAAUAUACCGACUGGGUGUUGGAACCUUUUGCAGGUGAAUAUACCGACUGGGUGUUGGAACCUUUUGCACGUGAAUAUACCAACUGGGUGUUGGAACCUUUUGCAGGUGAAUAUACCGACUGGGUGUUGGAACCUUUUGCAGGUGAAUAUACCGACUGGGUGUUGGAACCUUUUGCAGGUGAAUAUACCGACUGGGUGUUGGAACCUUUUGCAGGUGAAUAUACCAACUGGGUGUUGGAACCUUUUGCAGGUGAAUAUACCAACUGGGUGUUGGAACCUUUUGCAGGUGAAUAUACCGACUGGGUGUUGGAACCUUUUGCAGGUGAAUAUACCGACUGGGUGUUGGAACCUUUUGCACGUGAAUAUACCAACUGGGUGUUGGAACCUUUUGCAGGUGAAUAUACCAACUGGGUGUUGGAACCUUUUGCAGGUGAAUAUACCAACUGGGUGUUGGAACCUUUUGCACGUGAAUAUACCGACUGGGUGUUGGAACCUUCUGCACGUGAAUAUACCAACUGGGUGUUGGAACCUUUUGCAGUUGAAUAUACCAACUGGGUGUUGGAACCUUUUGCAGGUGAAUUUACCGACUGGGUGUUGGAACCUUUUGCACGUGAAUAUACCGACUGGGUGUUGGAACCUUUUGCACGUGAAUAUACCGACUGGGUGUUGGAACCUUUUGCAGGUGAACAUACUCAUCUGAAAUAUUUACAAAUGAGGAACUUCAGGCAAUGUUUCAUCAAGGAUACCACAAAUCUGCAUUACGGGUCAUUGUAA